Acanthisitta chloris (rifleman) is the source of this 4578-nucleotide messenger RNA. RefSeq names its product PR domain containing 2, with ZNF domain (gene PRDM2). The record is from RefSeq and is a predicted model, not a curated record. Gene Ontology annotation, cellular component: nucleus. Gene Ontology annotation, molecular function: histone methyltransferase activity. Bases 85 to 4578 code for a protein of 1497 amino acids. NCBI's taxonomy places the organism in Eukaryota, Metazoa, Chordata, Aves, Passeriformes, Acanthisittidae. The transcript has 3 exons.
AAGACUCAGGAAGGUAAAAACAGGGCAAAGAAGGCAGCGGAUACAAAGCAAAAAAAGACUGAUUUGGAUUCCACUUCUGCAGACAUGAGGGAUUCUAAAGAGGGUCAUAAAGAGGAAGAUGAAACACCUUCUGUUUCUGCUGUGCUGUCCCUGGAACAAACAGCUGUGAUUCAGGAAAUGGUAAAUCAAGAUGUCCUUCCAAAGCUGAUGAUCCCCAGUCCAACCAGUGAGCCACAAGUGGUAACUGAAGACAAACAAGGAGAAGCAAUGAACUGUGCAUCAGAUGAUUUAGAUGAUGAUGAAGAGGAGGAGGAUGAAGAAGAGGAGGAUGAGGAGGAGAUAGAAGAUACCAAUUUGCCUAAAGAAAAUGCUGAAAUGCCUUUGAUAUGUGAAGAAAAGUUAGACUCUAUAGAGGAGCAAAAGAGUAUGUCAGAGGAGUCUCCAGAAAGCUCUCCAAAGAAAAAACUGGUGGUGAAAAUCCCAAAAGCGAGAGGGGAAUCCAACGGUGAUGUUCAGGAAACAUUCAUGUUUCCCUGUCAGCAUUGUGAGAGGAAGUUUACAACCAAGCAGGGACUCGAACGCCACAUGCACAUCCACAUCUCCACCCUCAGCCAUGCCUUCAGGUGUCGCUACUGCGAGAAGGCCUUUGGCACCCAGAUCAACAGGAGGAGGCACGAGCGGCGCCAUGAGGCAGGGCCAAAGAGGAAACCCUUCCUGACACUAACCUCAUCCCAGCACUUGGACAACGUGGCUGAUAACCAGGUGAUUGUGGAUGAUGGUCUCAAGGAUGACCUGAACAUUUCCGGCCUUGUGCAAGACUCUGUUGUCUUGGACUCUGAGAAAGUUGCCCAAGAAAUGUCCAACUCUGCUUUUGCUGAGGAGAACAAGGAGCCCAAAGAAUUGCAUCCGUGCAAGUACUGCAAAAAGGUUUUUGGGACUCACACCAACAUGAGGAGGCAUCAGCGGAGGGUCCAUGAGCGUCACCUCAUUCCCAAAGGAGUCAGAAGAAAAGGAUUCUUCCCUGAGGAACCCCCGCUGCCCGUGGAGCCCACCCCGGCGGUGCAGAGUGUGUACAUAGCCAGCACUGAAAUAGAGGAGGAAGGGGAGGUAGAUGAUGUUUAUAUCAUGGAUAUUUCCAGCAAUAUCUCUGAGAAUUUAAAUUAUUACAUUGAUGGUAAGAUUCAGUCCAACAGCAGCACUAGCAACUGUGAUGUGAUUCAGAUGGAGUCCAACUCUGCAGAGCUGUAUGGGUUGAACUGUAUCAUCAGUCCAGUCACGGUGGAAAUCUCUUCCAAUUUAAAGGUUACACAAACACACGUGGCUGAGCCUCCCAAGGAAGCCUCCAGCAGUGGGAGCAAUGAGUCCAAAAAGAGAAGAACUGCCAGCCCUCCUCUUGUACCAAAAAUAAAAACUGAAACAGACCCAGAACCUAUAACUCCUACUAGUUCUUUAAAUCUUCCUCUUAGCAUUUCAACAGAAAGCUUAACUUUUCAUAAAGAAAAAGGGGUUUAUUUGUCAUCCAAAUUAAAGCAACUUCUGCAGACCCAGGAUAGCAAGAAGAUAACUCCAUCAAGUGAAGUCCCUAAACUAGGACCUUCUGUUACAUCAUCACCUAUUUUGCCUCCAUCGUCCAGUAGAUUUAAAAGAAGGACCAGUUCUCCUCCCAGUUCUCCCCAGCACAGUCCAGUGCUUCGAGACUUUGGCAAAUCAGGUGAGGGAAAAACUCUGUGGAAUGAUAAUAUUCGGAGUUCAAAAAUGCCAAAGUUAGAAAGCCACAGCAACUCACCUGCUUGGAGCCUGACUGGGAGGGAGGACAAGGAGACCUUGAGCCCUCUUUGCUUUGAAGAAUAUAAAGUAUCAAAAGACUGGACAGCAGCUCCAACUUUUGGCAACGUGUGCAACCAGCAGCCACUGGACUUAUCCAGCGGGAUGAAACAAAGGGCUGACGUCCAAAGUAAGACUCAGGUUCCCUGGGAAUCUGUUUUAGAUUUAAGUGUGCAUAAGAAGCCUUGCAGCGAGGCUGAAAUUAGGGAAUACAAAGAGAAUUCCAUCCAGCCAACCUGUAGUGGGGUUAAAAAGAAGAAACCAACCACUUGCAUGCUACAGAAGGUUCUGCUGAACGAGUACAACGGGACGGACGCAGCACCGGACAGCGCGGACAGCGGUGUGAGCCCCGGCAAAGCUCUGGAGCCUCCAGCAGAUCCCAACGUGGAUCCCAGUCCCUCAGCAUCAUCCUCUGUGGACACUCAGCCCCUCAGUUCCUCAGCUUCCCCCGUGCCCCAGGCAGCUGCAGGCCCUGCUGUGUGCCAGCUGCCCCCGUUGUUGACACCCACCAACCCUCCUUCCCCCCCGCCCUGUCCCCCCGUGCUGACAGUCGCCACGUCACCUCCUCCCCUGCUCCCGACCAUGCCACUAGCGGUUCCAGAUGCCUCUGCCAGUGCCACCAACGCUUCCUCCUGUCCAUCCCCACUCUCCAACACUACUACCCAGUCCCCACUGCCAGUUCUUUCACCUACAGUUUCUCCUUCUCCGUCUCCUGCUCCUUCUGUUGAGCCUCUUAUUUCUGCUGCUUCGCCCGGCCCCCCUACACUCUCUUCCUCCUCUUCCUCCUCCUCUUCCUCCUCUUUCUCCUCCUCCUCAUCUUCAUCCUCUCCAUCUCCACCUCCUCUUUCUGUCGUUUCUUCUGUUGUUUCCUCUGCUGAUAACCUUGAGAGUACUCUCCCAGUGAUAAAACAGGAGGAAGCUGAGAACGAGCAGCAGAAAUCAAGAGAAGAUCCUCACACGUCAAGCGAGUCAGGAGUAGUGCAGGAAACAUUCAACAAGAGCUUUGUGUGCAAUGUCUGUGAAUCACCUUUCCUUUCCAUUAAAGACCUAACGAAGCAUUUAUCCAUUCAUGCUGAGGAAUGGCCCUUCAAAUGUGAAUUCUGUGUCCAGCUUUUUAGGGAUAAAACAGACCUGUCAGAACAUCGCUUCCUGCUCCAUGGAGUAGGGAAUAUCUUUGUUUGCUCAGUCUGCAAAAAGGAAUUUGCUUUUUUGUGCAAUCUGCAACAGCAUCAGCGAGAUCUCCAUCCAGACAAGGAGUGCACACAUCAUGAGUUUGAAAGUGGGACUUUGAGACCCCAGAAUUUUACUGACCCCACGAAAGCCAAUGCAGAGCACAUGCAGAGCUUGCCAGAAGAUUCUUUAGAACCUUCUAAAGAGGAGGAAGAUGAAGAUCUAAAUGAUUCCUCUGAAGAGCUUUAUACUACUAUAAAAAUAAUGGCUUCUGGAGUCAAAUCUAAAGAUCCAGAUGUUCGUAUGGGCCUCAACCAACACUACCCAAGCUUUAAACCACCUCCAUUUCAGUAUCACCAUCGCAAUCCUAUGGGUAUCGGAGUUACUGCGACAAACUUCACUACCCACAAUAUUCCCCAGACUUUUACUACUGCCAUUCGCUGCACAAAAUGUGGCAAAAGUGUUGAUAACAUGCCUGAGCUACACAAACACAUAUUGGCCUGUGCAUCUGCCAGUGACAAAAAGAGAUACACCCCUAAAAAAAAUCCAGUGCCCCUCAAACAGACAGUGCAGCCCAAGAACGGUGUGGUGGUCAUCGCUGGGGCUGGGAAGAAUGCCUUCAGGAGAAUGGGGCAGCCUAAAAGACUGAACUUCAAUGUGGAGAUCAGCAAAAUGUCCUCCAAUAAACUAAAAAUAAGUGCAUUGAAAAAGAAAAACCAACUGGUGCAGAAAGCUAUCCUGCAAAAAAAGAAAUCUGCCCAGCAGAAGGCAGAGUUGAAAGCCAAUCCAUCCGAGUCAGACCCUCACAUCUGCCCCUACUGCAACAGAGAGUUCACCUACAUUGGCAGCUUGAACAAACAUGCCUCGUACAGCUGUCCCAAAAAACCCAUUUCUCCCUCCUCUAAGAAGAAUUCUUCCAAAAAGAGUGCGAGUUCCUCCCCUGGCAGCAGCGACAAGGGCGGCAGCCAGCGCCGGCGCACAGCGGACGCCGAGAUCAAAAUGCAGAGCACACAGCCACACCUGGGCAAGACGAGAGCGCGAACCUCAGGGCCUGCACAGCUCCAGCUUCCCUCUGCCUCCUUCAAGUCCAAGCAAAAUGUUAAAUUUGUCCCUUCCAUGCGAUCCAAAAAGCCAAACUCAUCGUCGUCACUGAGGAACUCUAGUCCGGUGAGAGUGUCUAAGAUGUCCCACGUGGAUGGGAAAAAGACUAAGGUGGUCACUAAGAACAGCUCCUCCUCGGGGAUGUCCAGCAAAGCAUCCAGGAAACUGCAUGUCAGGAUACAGAGGAAUAACAAAGCUGUUUUGCCAAGCAAAUCUGCUGUGGGGAGUAAGAAAAAGGCAGACAGGUUCAGUGUAAAGUCUAGAGAGAGGAUUGGAGGACCCAUCACACGGAGCCUGCAGCAGGCAGCAAACGCAGAGGCAGCAGAAAGCAAAAGAGAUGAAAGCAGUACAAAGCAAGAACUGAAAGAUUUCAGCUACAGGCUCCGCGUGGCCUCUAGAUGUCUCUCCUCCUCCUCGCAUAGCACCAGCACCAGGCACUGCAAGAAAUCCAGCUGCACCUCAUCCCACGUCCUCAAGGAAUAG